Messenger RNA from Thunnus maccoyii (southern bluefin tuna), 1570 nucleotides. It is a transcript of the gene gpr52, whose product is annotated as G protein-coupled receptor 52. The record is from RefSeq and is a predicted model, not a curated record. The transcript has a single exon. Gene Ontology annotation, molecular function: G protein-coupled receptor activity. Gene Ontology annotation, biological process: G protein-coupled receptor signaling pathway. The coding region runs from base 441 to 1559 and encodes 372 amino acids. NCBI's taxonomy places the organism in Eukaryota, Metazoa, Chordata, Actinopteri, Scombriformes, Scombridae. Gene Ontology annotation, cellular component: membrane.
AUGAGGCCAUAGACUGGCAGGCAAAGCAGCAGGGAAACUCGCCUUUGGGAUAGAUGCCGGCCACAGCACUAAUACUACCCCGCUUUAGGUUUACUGAAGGAAUACAGCUUUUUUUCUCACUACUCCUGACUGCUACCCACCCACUAUUUUCACUAACCAUGAGUGAUUGGAAAAGGAGAGCUGAACGGGUUGUCCUACCCUCCCAGAGGCUGUAUUGAUUUUCCUCCAGUCAGUGUUCAUUUGAUUGAGACCCAGCUAUGUGAGAGUAACGUGAAAGAGAGAGUGCCUGUGCUAGAGAGAGUAUUGAGCUCUGUUAACUGAAGGAGGCUGCAGACACCCAGAAAAGAGCAGGAGGGGGGUAGGCAGUUCUCCAGUUUCAGACCAGCUGCCUUAUGGGUGGCACACCACAAACCUGACCCACCUGGAUAGCACCCAGAACAAUGAACCAGUCUGAACUGACAACGGACCCUGUGCUCAUUGCCAACACCAGCCAUGGAGACUUCUUUCCCGACAGGGCCUCCAACCACUCCUGUCCCUUGGGCUGGGGGCUGAAUGAAGGCCUAGAGGCUUGCGUUCUGGAGACUGCUGUCAUUGUGCUUCUGACAGUGCUCAUUAUUGCAGGGAACCUAACGGUGAUCUUUGUGUUCCACUGUGCGCCUCUGCUACACCACUACACCACCAGCUACUUCAUCCAGACCAUGGCCUACGCUGAUCUACUGGUGGGUCUUAGCUGCCUGGUGCCCACCCUGUCUCUGCUCCACUACCCAGCUGGUGUCCAGGAGCCCAUCACAUGCCAGGUCUUCAGCUAUGUCAUUUCUGUUCUCAAGAGUGUUUCAAUGGCCUGUUUGGCCUGUAUCAGUGUGGACCGCUACCUGGCCAUAACUAAACCACUAUCUUACAACCAACUGGUGACGCCAUGCCGGCUACGGGGCUGCAUCACACUCAUCUGGGUCUACUCUAGCCUGGUCUUCUUGCCCUCCUUCUUUGGAUGGGGUAAGCCAGGCUAUCAUGGGGACAUUUUUGAGUGGUGCGCUCACUCUUGGCCCACUUCUGCCCUCUUUACAGGCUUUGUGGUGUGCUUGCUCUAUGCACCUGCUGCACUUGUGGUCUGUUUUACCUAUUAUCAUAUUUUUCGCAUUUGCCAGCAGCACAACAGGGAGAUCAGUGAACGGAGGGCACGUUUUCCCAGUCAGGAGAUGGAGGCUGGUGAGGGUGGUGGCAGUGGACAUCAUGGAGGGCAUGGACCAGAUCGUCGCUAUGCGAUGGUGCUCUUUCGCAUCACCAGUGUUUUCUAUAUGCUGUGGCUGCCCUACAUCAUCUACUUCCUGCUAGAGAGCUCCCAUGUGCUAGAUAGCCCUGCCCUCUCCUUCAUCACCACCUGGCUGGCCAUCAGCAACAGCUUUUGCAACUGUGUGAUCUACAGCCUGUCCAAUAGUGUGUUCCGCCUGGGCAUGCGAAGGCUCUCGCAGACAAUUUGCUCCUUCAGCCACUGUGCGGCUGAUGACAGGGACUUUGGGGAGCCUAAACCAAGGAAGAGAGCAAACUCAUGCUCCAUCUGAAAGGAUGACUU